AUGACGUCGCCGAACCGCGACGAGCUGGAGGCGAUGUCGGACGCGGAGCUGCUGGCGCUGGCCAGCGAGAACACGGUGUUCCUCGGCGAGGAGUACACGUGGAACGGCCGCGCACUGGAGGCGAUGCACACGGGUCGCGACCGAGCGGGCGUGUCGCCUGAGCAGCAGCACACAUGCGUGCCGGAGGACGAGGCGUCUGCGGACCCGUUCCUCGCACGCCACUCGGCGCACGCUGAGCCCCGUGCGGCCGAGCUGAUGCUACGCCAUCUGGUGGAGCACCACCACAUCCGUGACGGCGCGCGCAUCGCGCUUGUGACGGACCACAAGGCCAUCGUCAUUGUCGCCAUGAACACGGCGGCCUCCUCAGGUGGCUCUGUCACCACGGAUAGCGCUUGCGUGGUUCCUGCCAGCAAGUAA
Messenger RNA from Leptomonas pyrrhocoris, 417 nucleotides. RefSeq lists its product as hypothetical. The coding region runs from base 1 to 417 and encodes 138 amino acids. The record is from RefSeq and is a predicted model, not a curated record. The transcript has a single exon. Lineage: Eukaryota; Euglenozoa; Kinetoplastea; Trypanosomatida; Trypanosomatidae.